This is a messenger RNA of Pseudomassariella vexata, 2001 nucleotides long. RefSeq lists its product as uncharacterized. The record is from RefSeq and is a predicted model, not a curated record. The coding region runs from base 337 to 1662 and encodes 441 amino acids. NCBI's taxonomy places the organism in Eukaryota, Fungi, Ascomycota, Sordariomycetes, Amphisphaeriales, Pseudomassariaceae. The transcript has 5 exons.
GUUGGGGCCUAUGAAUAGCAGAUAACUCCCAUCCGCGAUCCUUCCUACGACGUCCAAUUCCAUACACUCAAAAAGUUGAGCGAUGAAGUCCGUGAGAUAGCCAACGAGCAAACAUUCUCUGAGGUUCCCGAAUUAUAUGACCGUCGCCAUGGUCUCUACUAUUUGUUCGACAUACCGACUCUGACUCGACGCCAACUGACGUCUGUCGUACCAAGCACAUCAAGCAGAUUCGUCUUUCAGGACGGAGGCACUUUUUCAGGAGGACAUCCCGUCAUAGACCUCGGCCUUCUGCGAAGUCUUCCUUCGGAAAGAACACUCCUGCUUACGCUUACCUACAUGAUGAGGCUUCCACUUGAAGCCGUACUCAAGUGGCCUCGACCCAACUUUGAGAAUCCACAGACCAGGGGGCAAGUUGGCUUGAUCGUAGGCACAACGCUCCUAACCUUUGUUACCGUACUUCUGGCCGUUCGAAUAUUUACUCGUCAAUACAUUUCGAAAGGACUCGGACUUGAUGAUAUCCUCAUUGUGCUCGCAUAUAUUCCUGCCAUUAUCUUUGCCGUGAUCGCCAUGGUCGCCCAGUCACACCUAGGUUGGAACAAGCAUAUAUGGGAUGUGCACGAAGAGUUCUUCGUGCCAUCGCUAAAAGCAAGUCUCGCCGUUUUUAUUCUCUUCGACCUGGCGUCCACAGUGACAAAAUUGUCGAUACUGGCUAUGAUCCAUCGUCUCACGGUGGCUUCCGACGACAAGUGGACAAAUCGAUGCGUCCUGAUAAUGGCGGGACUGGUCUGCGUCAAUGGCUUCAUCUUUGUAGUGGUGACGCUAUUUCAGUGCAGACCGGUAUCUGAAUAUUGGACGGUGUCUUUGGAGCCUCAGAACUGUAUUAAUGAUGACGUGCACUUGCUUGUCGCGGGAACCAUCAACACUGCCGAAGACUUCACACUAGUCUUCCUGCCGAUACGGACAGUAAUGAGGUUGGAGCUGCGGCGAAAAGAAAAGCUCAUUGUCAUGGGGCUGUUCGGUGCGGGACUGCUUGUGUCGUGCGCUGGAAUCGCGAGGAUUUAUUUGACCUGGAUUUUCGCAACUACCCCUGACUUCGACCUCACAUGGACAGGCUGGGACGUCGUUCUUGCCAGUAACGUGGAGCUGUUCCUUGGCAUUACGUGCGCGUCGCUCCCAGCAAUCAAACCUUUCUUCGCACAGUAUCUUCCGCAGGUUAUCGGUCAAACCUUUCGAACACACAAGUCCAACAACGACAUGCGAUAUAGCAAAGAUGUCAAGUUAGUCCAGCUUCUAGAUCCUGAACUCGCCUAUGUUCGAACGCCGUCACCCGCCAGCUCUACAUUCCCUCCGAACCGACCAUACCCUUCCCACUAUCAUCACGGCAUGAGAAGUACAGGUCUGAACACUCCUCGGCCAUCUGCCUCAGACGAAGGGCAGUCAUCCUCCCCCAUGUUUUCUGAGGACCAUCACACAUCCCUGGUCUCAGAAGACGCCAGCGUGUACACCGAACGCUUCUCGCGUCCACCACAAAGAGCCGGCGUACGAUUCAGCAACCGCUCCAUUACUCCCUACCCCACCGAUGCUGGGAACCCGGAUCGGCAGACCGUCGUCAUCAUGUUCCAGGACGACGAAGAAAUGGGAGGCCGAAGUACUGAAAGCUGAUUUGAGGCACCACAUACUUCGUCGCCAACUCAUCAUCACAACAUUACACACAAAUUAUUUCACAUCAGUGUGGCGAGAACAUUUGUUACACCGUGCGACCUAAUCAGUCAUUCCUGUCUUUUCACUCCUCGAGGCUAUUCCACCUUAAACGAUGCUCGAAGAGAACAUGAUUCACCUCCAAACAGCAAACACCAUCGUCCAAACGGUACGCAAACUGCGGCAUAAACACGCACAUACAAACCACGGUAAUUACACUGGGAGGCGUUCGCAUGAUACCAAACUGUCUUUUCCACAUAUGCUGUAUCUGCAACGUUGUUUUAUGAUUCCGCGGAAGUUGAC